Molecule: messenger RNA, 3485 nt
Organism: Oryctolagus cuniculus (rabbit)
Lineage: Eukaryota; Metazoa; Chordata; Mammalia; Lagomorpha; Leporidae
Source: RefSeq, a predicted model, not a curated record
CCCAGUCCUUACCUUCACAGCCCCUUGCAGGCCCUGUGGGUCCCAUCUGGCCUCCCCAGGGCUGUUGCCUGGAAUGCUGCUCCUCUGGGUUUGCCCUGGUGACUCCUAGCUUCCGGCACAUUUUGAGAGCAUCUUUGAUGGCCACGCCUAGCACCUGCCUCUUUCCUGGUUUCGGUGCGUGCCUUGUUCCUUACCCUUCCAUCCCUUUACUUUUUUUGUUUUCCCACGUUGGGCUUUAAACUCCUUGAGGUCGGGUAUCAUCUGCAGAACGACCCAGGCCCCUGGGCCCCAGGCACACAAGUGUGCGUGCCAGAAUUAACCGACAGAACAGCGUGCAGCUCUGCCAACCCUCAGCUCCCGUUUAGCAGGGGUGUGUGGGGCAGCAGAGGCCCUGAGCCCAGCCCCCUAGAGGAAGGGGGGAGGGCGACAGGUCCCGAACUCGCCACCCACAUUCUGUGCCCAGAGAAUGGUUUCCAGGGAACAAAGGGCGGGGCUGGAAACAAGGGCUGAGCUCGCAGAGGCUGUGGCGCGCCGAGGGAGGCGGCAAGGGCUCAUGCAGGGCCCUGGCGCGGCCCUGCUUCUGUGCGCGGGGGAGCUGGGGCCCGCACGCCUGGGCUCCACCGCCUGGUACCGCCCAGAGGGCGGCUCGUGGGGCGGUUGGCCACGGGAGCUGCAGCUGCCUGAGCCCCGCAUCAGUUCCGCCGCCCCUUGGCCCUGGGCGAGCCACUCCCAGCGGCAGCUCAGGAGGCUGCCACCGCCGCGGAGGCUGCCAUGGCUUGGGCCCGCCUCCGCCAGGCCGGAGGGGGACUGCGCAGGCGGCGGCGAACGGCAGGCCGGCAGCCCCGCCCCUGCGCGCCCUCUCGAUCAGGCCUUCGAGAAGCUUGCCCAGGGCCCCCACACCCCGAGCGCCGCAGGUCCCCGCCCCCUCGGCCCCGUGCACGCUCCGACCCUGGAUGAUGCCCCGCUGCGGGACGGUUCCCUCUGGGGAGGAGUCUCCAAGGCAUCUCACCACAUGGGCCGGCUCAAAAAUGCCAAACUCCACGUGGAGAGGGCUGUCAAGCAGAAGAAGGUCUUUAUGAUCCAGGGCCACUACCCGGUGAUCCGCUGUCUUUUGCGCCAGAGGGGCUGGGUGGAGAAGAGGAUGGUCCAUCACAUGAACGCCAGCACGCUGCUGCCACCCCACAAGGAUCUGGAUAGCUCAGGGGUGGGGGACAGUGACACCCCUGAAGAUGAAGAUGACGAUGCAGAUGAAGAGUUCCAACCACCACCGCCCUUCAGCUUCGAAAGUUUUCUGGAAUGUGCUGACGCAGAGGGGACACACGCCUUAAUGUCUCGCAUGGUUCGCAACGAGACACCCUACUUCAUCUGGACGACUCGGCGGGACGUGCUGGACUAUCGCUUCCUCUCCAAGGAUCAGAUCAUAAACCACUAUGCCCGGGCUGGCGCCUUCACCACCAAGGUGGGCCUCUGUCUCAAUCUGCGCAACUUGCCCUGGUUUGAUGAGGCCGAUGCUGACUCCUUCUUCCCACGCUGCUACCGUCUGGGGGCCGAGGAUGACAAGAAAGCCUUCAUAGAGGACUUCUGGCUGACAGCUGCCCGCAACGUUCUCAAGCUGGUGGUGAAGUCCGAAUGGAAGUCAUACUCUGCCCAGGCCGAAGAGGAAGAGGCCGCAGGAAACAAACAACCUAAGAAACAGAAGAAGCCGCUCGUUGUGUCCCCCGAGUUCGUGGACGAGGCCCUGAGUGCAUGCGAAGAGCACCUUAGCAGCCUGGCCCACCUGGACAUCGACAAGGAUGUGGGGGCCCCGCUGUGCUGGAGCCCCGAGGGCUGGUCCUUCUUCCUGCAGCGCUACUACCAGGUGGUCCACGAGGGAGCAGAACUCAGGCACCGGGACACCCAGGUCCAGCGCUGUGAGGACGUCCUGCAGCGGCUGCGGGCCGUGGUACCCCAGAUGGACAUGGAAGGGGAUCGCAACAUCUGGAUCGUGAAGCCAGGAGCCAAGUCCCGUGGACGAGGUGGGGGUCAGCCCUUGCUCCCUGCACCUCACCCCGCGGCGAGGUUCCCCACGUGCGGCCCGGGCUCAAGUCCCAGCCCUGGUCCUCUGUGUCACUGGACUGUUCUAGCUCAGCUUUCUGCUCCCUGCCCUAGCGCGGUGCACCUGUGCAACAACUCCAUCCAGAAGCACCUGGAGAACUCGUGCCGCCGGCACCCAAUGCUGCCCACGGACAACAUGUGGUGCAGCCAGAAGUUCCAGGCCCAUCUGAAGGACAUGGGGGCCCCCGACGCCUGGUCCGGCGUCAUUGUGCCUGGCAUGAAGGCUGCCGUGAUCCACGCGCUGCAGACCUCGCAGGACGCCGUGCAGUGCCGGAAGGCCAGCUUCGAGCUCUACGGGGCGGACUUCCUGUUUGGGGAGGACUUCCAGCCCUGGCUGAUCGAGAUCAACGCCAGCCCCUCCAUGGCGCCCUCCACGCCCGUCACGUCCCGGCUCUGUGCCUGCGUGCAAGCAGACACCCUGCGCGUGGUCAUCGACCGGCGGCUGGACCGCAGCUGUGACACGGGGGCCUUCGAGCUCAUCUAUAAACAGCCCGUCGUGGAGGUGCCCCAGUAUGUGGGGACCCGGCUCCUGGUGGAAGGCUGCACCAUCAAGAAGCCCCUGGCGAUGUGUCACCGGCGGGUCAGGGCCCGCCCGGCCCUCCCUCACCUGCCGACUCAGCGAGGCGCUGGGGAAGGCAAGGACUCUUCUAGGAACGCUGCUGGGCCCAGAAGCCAGGGACACAGGGAGAAGCCGGACAGCAUGUCCACCACCACGGCCCCCGGAAAGGGGAAGAAAGGCAAGGCGAAAAGUGCCGCCGCCCUGGCCCGCCCCCGGCUCCGGAAGUGGGACCCCUCCGGCUCCAGGAUGGGCUGCAUUUUCACCAUGACCUUUGGUAGUGGAGACAGGCAACCCCACCCCCUGGACAGAUUGCCAUUGAGUCCGAAGAACCCCCAGGCCCUGGCCCCUUACCACCUCCCCAGCCUUCACAUCCAGGCCCGGCUGCCUUCUCCCCCUGGGCUCUGGCCCCAGGGGCGGGGUCUCAGGCUGCACCCCCACAAGCUGUUGGGCUCUAAGGCCCUGUCGACCACAGGCAAGGCCCUGAUGACUCUACCUACGGCCAAGGUUUUCAUUUCCCUCCCACCCAACCCUGAGCUCAAGCUGGCACCCGGCGUCCUGAAGCCAACAAAGGUGGGCCUUGAACGGUGACUGCCCCUGGUGGGCAGUGCCGGGCCCCCGGGCAGGGUCGGAGGGCCGCUCUCCAGACGGAUUCCUGAUCCUCUCCCUCUCUUCCCUCCUUUCACACCGAGGCUGCUGCUCCCCGGCACCUUCAGAGCCCCCGUCCUGGAAGGGCCUUGUGGCAUCUGCCGUUUGACGUCGGAGCCCUCCCUGACACCCACAGGAAGGUCCAGGCCAGACGCGGUGACAAAUCCAAGGCCAAGGCGUGCCCCAU